UAAAUUACAGUGACUCCCGAACAGCAGAAGAGAUCUGUGAGAGUUCUUCCAAAAUGAUAACUUUCAUUGACCUGGCUGGCCACCACAAGUAUCUGAAAACAACCAUCUUUGGCCUCACCAGCUACUGCCCAGACUUUGCUAUGCUGGUGGUCAGCGCCAACACUGGCAUUGCAGGCACAACGCGAGAGCACUUGGGCUUGGCCAUGGCCCUCAAGGUCCCCUUCUUCAUUGUAAUCAGCAAAGUUGACUUGUGCUCAAAAGCCACUGUGGAACGGACAGUGAAGCAGCUGGAGCGAAUCCUGAAGCAGCCAGGUUGCAACAAGCUCCCCCUGCUUGUGAACUCAGAUGAUGAUGCUGUUACAGCAGCACAGCAGUUUGCACAGUCUCCCAACAUCACCCCAAUCUUCACACUGUCCAGUGUUUCUGGGGAGAACCUAGAUCUCUUAAAAGUUUUCCUCAACAUCCUCCCUCCACUGACCAACAGUAAAGAGCAGGAAGAACUAAUGCAGCAACUCACAGAGUUUCAGGUUGAUGAAAUCUAUACUGUGCCAGAAGUGGGGACUGUUGUGGGCGGAACUCUGUCAAGUGGGAUCUGCCGAGAAGGGGAGAACCUGGUGGUGGGUCCCACUGACGAUGGGAAGUUCCUUCGGCUGAAAGUGUGCAGUAUACAACGCAACCGCUCAGCUUGUCGUGUGCUACGGGCUGGGCAAGCAGCCACACUGGCCCUUGGACCUUUCGACCGCUCCCUGCUGCGCAAGGGCAUGGUCAUGGUGAGCCCAGAAAUGAAUCCCACUAUCUGCUCAGUGUUUGAAGCCGAGAUUGUGCUGUUGUUCCAUGCCACAACUUUCCGGAAGGGGUUUCAAGUGACAGUGCAUGUGGGGAAUGUGCGACAGACUGCUAUCGUAGAGAAGAUCCAUGGAAAGGACAAGCUGCGGACGGGAGAGAAGGCAGUUGUCCGUUUCAGGUUCAUCAAGCAUCCUGAAUACUUGAAGAUUGGAGCCAAGCUGCUUUUCCGUGAAGGAGUCACCAAAGGCAUCGGGCAUGUCACUGACCUCCAAGCCAUCACCACCAAGGAAAACGGCCUGGAGGAGUCCUUGGGACCUGGACAGCUAAGCUUCUGACUACCACUAGGUCAGAGAGAUCUCCAUUCACCAGCACCUGGGGAGAUGGAUGGAAAUUCGUGUGGCUCUUUAAGUGAUGCCUGGAGCUGCUGCUGUCCUGUUCUGGCACGAGUAUCCCUCCUCCACACUGUGAGAUGGAGCCUGGGAGAGUUUCUCGCAUUCAGUGCCAUACAUGAGGCAGAGUUAAGCAUGUUCUCCCACAUCGCCUGCAGCUUUUGUUACUCUGCCCUCCUUCAGAAUAGAUCAGAGGCACCUGUGGACUGGGCAAGCAAGUUCCUGGCUUUGUUUACUGUUUGCAAAUUACUGUUGGAGGAGCGCAGAACCUUUGAAACCUAGCGUGAAGGGAUAUUUUUCCAUCUCUGACACAAUAUCUGGUCCCAUUUCUGCUUUUGGAGUACUGGGUUGAUAACAGUCCUCUCUUGAGUUGUCCUGCAGCACAUCCCUCUGGGCAGGGGAUGGAAGAGGCCCUGCAACCCACAGCAGGGGCUUGGUUGAGCUCUCAAAAAUGCGUUCAGGACA
Molecule: messenger RNA, 1640 nt
Organism: Cuculus canorus (common cuckoo)
Lineage: Eukaryota; Metazoa; Chordata; Aves; Cuculiformes; Cuculidae
Gene: GTPBP2
Product: GTP binding protein 2
Exons: 7
Coding region: 54-1121 (355 amino acids)
Biological process (GO): translational elongation
Molecular function (GO): translation elongation factor activity; GTP binding; GTPase activity
Source: RefSeq, a predicted model, not a curated record